This is a messenger RNA of Dovyalis caffra, 252 nucleotides long. Lineage: Eukaryota; Viridiplantae; Streptophyta; Magnoliopsida; Malpighiales; Salicaceae. The record is from the annotation of a GenBank genome assembly.
AUGCGUUUUCGGCUGCGACCGAUGCCUGACGGAGUUGGUGGGCGAGGGUUUAGCACAGUGCUACAGAUCACUGACCUGCUGGAGAACAUUACCAAGCAUGUUCUGCGGCCGAAGCUGAGUAUGCUAACUGCUGAGCAGAAGCAACAACUUGCAAACAAGUACAAGUUGGAAGACAAAAAGGGGAAAUGCAUUACGCCUGGAAUAGUGCAGGGCCUGUCGGCUACACCCAUACCUAAAAACACUUUAUUUUAA